Messenger RNA from Balaenoptera musculus (blue whale), 5379 nucleotides. RefSeq names its product serine/threonine kinase 36 (gene STK36). Bases 169 to 4119 code for a protein of 1316 amino acids. The transcript is spliced from 27 exons. Gene Ontology annotation, cellular component: cytoplasm. Lineage: Eukaryota; Metazoa; Chordata; Mammalia; Artiodactyla; Balaenopteridae. The record is from RefSeq and is a predicted model, not a curated record. Gene Ontology annotation, biological process: protein phosphorylation. Gene Ontology annotation, molecular function: protein kinase activity; ATP binding.
GGCAGCCAGAAGGGGCGGGGCUGAAGGCCAGGGCCGGCGUCCCUCGACCUGAAGAGCUUGAAGCUCCUAGGCUUGGGGCCUCCCAGAUGUGUGGAACUGUCCCUGGAGCUGUAGCCCUUCACCACCAUCUCUAUCUCCUUCCUUCUGAGGGAUCCUGAAAUCUCUGUCAUGGAAAAGUACCACGUGUUGGAGAUGAUUGGAGAAGGCUCUUUUGGGAGGGUGUACAAGGGUCGAAGAAAAUACAGUGCUCAGGUGGUGGCCCUGAAGUUCAUUCCAAAAUUGGGACGCUCAGAGAAAGAGCUGAGGAAUCUACAACGAGAGAUUGAAAUCAUGCGGGGCCUGCGGCAUCCCAAUAUUGUGCAUAUGCUUGACAGCUUUGAGACUGACAAAGAGGUGGUGGUGGUGACAGACUAUGCUGAGGGAGAGCUUUUUCAGAUCCUAGAAGAUGACGGAAAACUUCCCGAAGAGCAGGUUCAGGCCAUUGCUGCCCAGUUGGUGUCAGCCCUGUACUAUCUGCAUUCCCACCGCAUCCUCCACCGAGACAUGAAGCCUCAGAACAUCCUCCUUGCCAAGGGUGGUGGCAUAAAGCUCUGUGACUUUGGAUUUGCCCGGGCUAUGAGCACCAACACGAUGGUGCUGACAUCCAUUAAAGGCACACCACUCUACAUGUCUCCAGAGCUGGUGGAGGAACGACCAUACGACCACACCGCGGACCUCUGGUCUGUGGGCUGCAUACUGUAUGAGCUGGCAGUGGGCACUCCUCCCUUCUAUACCACGAGCAUCUUUCAGCUGGUCAGCCUCAUUCUCAAGGACCCUGUGCGCUGGCCCCCCACCAUUAGUCCUUGCUUCAAGAACUUCCUUCAGGGACUGCUCACCAAGGACCCCCGGCAGCGUCUGUCCUGGCCAGACCUCUUACAUCACCCCUUUAUUGCUGGUCGUGUCACCAUACUAACCGAGUCAGCAGGCCCAGAUUUGGGUACCCCAUUCACCAGUCGCUUACCCCCAGAACUUCAGGUCCUAAAGGACCAACAGGCGCAUCGUCUGGCCCCCAAGGGCAAUCGAUCUCGCAUCUUGCGGCAAGCCUGUAAGCGCAUGGCUGAGGAGGCCAAGCAGAAGAAACACCAGAACACAGGACCUGCCCUCGAGCAAGAGGACAGGACCAGCAAGGUGGCUUCUGGCACAGCCUCUCUGCCCAGACUAAAGGCCACUCCUCAGGAACCAAGCCUCUUGACUGGGGUCUUAGGCUCAGAAAUGAAGAGCAGCUGGGCUGAGUGGAGGGCUGGAGAAGCUCCCCCUGCACCUUGGGAAAACUGGAUCACCCAGGAUUGUGAGCGAGCAUUCCCAGAGCUGAGGCCAGAGGUGGUGGGCCAGCAGAGCCUUGAUGCAGUGGACCUAGAAAAUGAGGAGCCAGACAACGAUGAUGAUGAGUGGCGGCACCUGCUAGAGACCACUGAGCCUGUGCCCGUCCAACUGAAGGCCCCUCUCGCCCUGCUGUGCAAUCCCGACUUCUGCCAGCGCAUCCAGAGUCAGCUGCAUGAGGCUGGAGGGCAGAUCCUGAAAGGCGUGCUGGAGGGCGCUUCCCGUAUCCUUCCUGUGCUCCGGGUCCUGAGCAGUCUUCUCUCCAGCUGCGGUGACUCUGUUCCCUUGUACUCCUUCUGCCGUGAGGCAGGGCUCCCCCGGCUGCUGCUCAGCCUCCUCCGACACAGCCAGGAGAGCAGCAGUCUCCAGCAGCAAUGUUGGUAUGGGACCUUCUUACGGGACCUGAUGGCUGUGAUUCAGGCCUACUUUGCCUGCACCUUCAAUCUGGAGAGGAGCCAGACAGGUGACAGCCUACAGGUAUUUCAGGAGGCUGCCAACCUCUUUCUGGAGCUCUUGGGGAAACUACUGGCCCAACCAGAUGACUCUGAGCAGACUUUGCGGAGGGACAGCCUUAUGUGCUUUACUGUUCUAUGUGAAGCCAUGGAUGGGAACAGCUGGACCAUCUCCAGAGCUUUCUACUCCAGCCUGAUGACCACACAGCGGGCUGUGUUGGACGGGCUCCUUCAUGGCUUGACAGUUCCACAGCUCCCUUUCCACAGCCCCCCAGGAGCCCCCGAGGUGAGCCAGCCGCUUCGGGAGCAGAGUGAGGAUCUGCCUGGAGCCAUGUCCUCGGCACUGGCAGCCUUAUGCACUGCUCCUGUGGGGCUGCCUGGCUGCUGGGAAGCCAAGGAGCAGAUCUCUCGGCAUUUGGCAAACCAGCUCACUGAAGACAGCAACCAACUGAGGUCAUCCCUCAUCUCUGGCCUGCAGCAUCCCAUCCUGUGCCUACACCUUCUCAAGGUUCUCUACUCCUGCUGCCACGUCAGUGAGCCCCUGUGCCGUCUUCUAGGGCAAGAGCCCCUGGCCUUGGAGUCACUGUGGAAGUUGGUCCAGGGCAAGGUAAAGGUAGUGGAUUGGGAAGAGUCUGCUGAAGUGACACUGUACCUCCUCUCCCUUCUUGUCCUUCACCUCCAAGAUCUGCCUUCUGGAAUGGAGAAGCUAGGCAGUGAGGUUGCUACUGUCUUUACCCAUUCACACGUCGUCUCUCUUGUGAGCGCGGCAGCCUGUCUGCUGGGACAGCUUGGUCAGCAAGGGGUGACUUUUGACCUCCAGCCUGUGGAGUGGAUUGCAGCUGCCACACAUGCCCUGUCUGCCCCUGCGGAGGUCCGGCUGACUCCACCGGGUGGCUGUGGAUUCUAUGAUGGCCUCCUCAUCCUUCUGCUGCAGCUGCUCACCCAGCAGGGGAAGGGUAAUCCGAUAAGGGUCGUGGCUAGCUCAGAAAUGUGGGCCAUUCUGUGGCACCGCUUCUCCAUGGUGCUGAGGCUCCCCGAGGAGGCAUCUGUACAGGAAGAGGAGCGGUCACUGUCCAGUCCACAAAGCCCAGAGCCAGACUGGACGCUGAUCUCACCCCAAGGCAUGGCAGCCCUGCUGAGCCUGGCCAUGGCCACCUUUACCCAGGAACCCCAGUUAUGCCUGAGCCACCUGUCUCAGCGUGGAAGUAUCCUCAUGUCCACCCUGAAGCAUCUGCUUUCGCCCAGCUUCCUGCAUCAACUGACCCAGGCGCCUCAAGGGCCUGAGUUUCUCCCCGUCGUGGUGCUCUCUGUCUGCCAGCUCCUCUGCUUCCCCUUCGCCCUGGAUGUGGACGCUGACCUCCUUGGAGGUGUCUUGGCUGACCUCACAGACUCAGAAGUCACAGCCCACCUGCUGCAGGUCUGCCGCCACCAUCUUCCACUGACACAAGCCGAGCUGCCCAUCAGUCUGCUCACACGCCUGGCCCUCUCGGAGCCCCUCUCUCUCAAUCAGUUUGUGAGCACAGUAGCCGCCUCCCCUACAACCACCAUCUCAUUCCUCUCAGCUGCCCUCCUGGGCGACCAGCCGCUGCUGACCUCUGACCUUCUCUCCCUCCUGGCCCACACCGCCCGGGUACUGUCUCCCAGCCAUUUGUCCUUUAUCCAAGAACUCCUGGCUGGCCCCGAUGAAUCCUAUCGGACCCUGCGCAGCCUCCUGGGCCACCCAGAGAAUUCUGUGCGGGCCCGUACUUACGGGCUCCUGGGACACUUGCUCCAGCACAGCGGAGCCCUGCGCGGGGCCCUGCAGAGCCAGCUAGGACUGCUCAACCUUUUGCUGCUGGGGCUUGGAGACCAGGACCCUGCUGUGCGGCGCGCUGCCAGCUUUGCUGUGGGCAAUGCAGCCUACCAAGCUGGCCCCCUGGGGCCUGCCCUGGCAGCCGCGGUGCCCGGUAUGACCCAGCUGCUUGGAGAUCCUCAGGCUGGUAUCCGGCGCAAUGCCGCAUCAGCUCUGGGCAACUUGGGGCCUGAGGGUUUGGGGGACGAGCUGUUACAGUGCCAAGUGCCCCAGCGGCUCCUAGAGGUGGCGUGUGGAGACCCCCAGCCAAAUGUGAAGGAGGCUGCCCUCGUUGCCCUCCGGAGCCUCCGACAGGAGCCCUGCAUCCAUCAGGUGCUGGUGUCCCUGGGUGCCAGUGAGAAAUUAGCCUUACUCUCUCUGGGGAAUCAGUUACUGCCACACAGCAGUCCCAGGCCGGCCUCUGCCAAACACUGCAGGAAACUCAUUCACCUCUUGAGGCCAACCCACAAUACAUGACCCCAGAUUCCUGGGGUCCAGCCUCCAGCCUUCAUUGCCCUACUGUUGUCAACCCUUCCUUUUUCUGCUCUACAAGCCACCAACUCAACCAAGAGCUAAAGAGACUGAAAGAGAUAAGCUGCCAAUCAACUGAUUUGAGAACGAGAACCUAGAAGAGAUUUAUGUAUAAAGCUCCUUUUUUCCCCCAGAUUCAGGAUGAUUUCAGCCAGUAAACUUCAUUGUUGUUGGUGCCAGAGGAGAUUCCUUUCUUCUCUACAUCAGGGGGUCUUUUCUCCAAUAAUGUGCCUUUAAACCCAAGGGACAUGCCUCCUGGACCUUAGGGAGACACCUUCUACCUGAGAGGUCUCUUCCUUUCUGGAGCUCCUGAAAUCUUCCCAGCAGGUUCUUGUUUUAGAUGCAAUGGUCCCAGGACAGUGAUGAAGACAGAGUCUGCCUCUAGGGGAUAGCCUGCUGUGGGGAUAAAUGCCAUCAGUCCCUGUUAUGGAGGGCUCCCCAGCCUGUAGCCCCCAUUCCCAUCCAUUGGUGGGGGUGGGAGUGUACCUUUUCUUUCUUCCUUCCUUCCUCCCUCCCUCUUUCCUUCCUUCCUUUCCCUUCCCUCCCUCCCUCUCUCCUUCCUUUUUUCUUUUUUUUUUUUUUAACCCUACUUGGAGCUGCCAGGGUAAAGAGUUGAGAGGUUCAGCUCUUUUAGCUGAUGUGUGAUGCUGGAAGCACUGGUUUUCUGUUCACAGAAGAUCCUGGUUUGGGAGCUUAUUUAUAUCUUUUCCUGCCUUCCAGCUUCCUCCAUCCCAGAUGAGCUGCAUGUGAUCACCUACUUCCAAGCCAGGGCCAGUGGAGCUGAAAUAGGAAAGGAUAGGAUUAAACAGAGGGAUAAAUUGGAUUGCUUUCUGAUCUCAGGCUUAGUGGCUAGUUUUAAUAUUUGGUGGAGUUUCAAUGUAUAGGGAAGCCCAGCUGCUUUAGAAGGAUGGCUGUUUAUGGAGAUUGUGCAGUUUACCAGAAAGGGAUGUUUGGCAGGCCCAUUGGUUAGAAGCAUAAUCCAUCCUGGAAAGCUUAAACCUUCACUCACUGGAUAGCUUGCAACCAGCUUCCCAGAGCCCUAAUUUCUCAUCUGUAACAUAGGGAGACUACUUUUUGUCCUUCCUUAAAUUCCACUUGUUUUAGAAAUGAAAGAUGAGUAAGGUGCCUUUAUUUUUAUAAAGAAUUCAUUUAGACCUCAUCUUCAUUGCCCACUGUCUGUGUUUAUAUUUUGGCAAAAAUAACAUU